Molecule: messenger RNA, 426 nt
Organism: Pocillopora meandrina
Lineage: Eukaryota; Metazoa; Cnidaria; Anthozoa; Scleractinia; Pocilloporidae
Source: the annotation of a GenBank genome assembly
AUGCUUGUAUUACAUUGGACAAAAAGCAUGCCUACUACUAUCAAGUACAAGCUCAAUUGCACAUCUGUGAUGUUGAAUUUUGUGACUUUAUUGUUUGGACAACUAUUUGUUGAAAGGAUAGCACCAGAUCCUAACUUUUGGACUAUUGCAACAAGAGAAGCAAGGGAAUUUUUUGUUAAUGGAAUUCUUCCAGAAAUAAUGGGAAAGAGGUACACAAGAGCUCUUGUUCCAUGUUCAAAGAACCUUCCAUCUUCAGAUGAUGAUGACGCCUAUUGGUGUAUUUGCCAGCAACUGAUUGAAGACAGUACUCUGAUACGAUGUGACAAUAUGAACUACAAAAUUAAAUGGUAUCAUCCUAGUUGUGUGCAGCUGAAAGAGAUCCCACAGGAUAAAUGGUUGUGCCCUCAGUGUUUCAGCAAGCCAUAA